AUGAGCGACUCCGAUUUCGCAGUUUUGUGCUGUGGGGGCGGCAAUGCAGCACAGGUUGCAACAGGACUUUUUGCUGUCCGCUACAACACCAUAGCCGUGUCGUUCUUCGCCGACGAAGCCGCGAAGUGGAAAGCGGCCCUGGGAGAAGACGAAUUUGAACUCACGCUGCCAGGAGGUGGUGUCAUGAAGUCAAAGCCCAAGGAUAUCACCAAUGAUCCUUCUGUCGCCAAAGAUGCCGAUGUGAUUUUACUCGUGGUGCCAUCCUUCGCUCAUGGAGAAUACUUUGAGAAGUUUGCUCCCCACAUGAAGCCAGGGACUAUUGUGGCAACGAUGCCAGCAAGGUCUGGCGGCGACAUUCUGUUUGCAUCGAAGCUUGGAGACAAGGCAAAGGACAUGAUCUUCUGUGGCUUUGAGACCUUGCCUUGGGCCUGCCGUUUCACCGAAUGGGGGAAGAAAGCCACUGUUCUUGGAACCAAGAACAACAUCCUCGCUGCAGUUUCACCUGUUUCAGCCACCAAGAAAGCCCUUUCCAAGCUUCAGGGCCUGCUUGGCGUGAAUCCAUUCGUGGAAGAAAGCCCCAACAACUUGGGCAUUUCUUUGCGCAAUCCGGGCAUGUGCAUCCACCCUGGAGUCAUGUAUGGGCGCUGGGGCCCAGAGAGCUGGGAUGGACAAGCAAAGGAUGAGGCUCCACUCUUUUACCAGGGCGUGGAUGAUUUCACUGAGAAGGUCCUGACGAGCAUGACAGAUGAAGUGCAAUCGAUUUGCCGCAAGAUGGAGGAAGUGGCUCCAGGUUUGAACAUGAAAGAUGCCUGCACUUUGAAGCAGUGGUACCUGGACUGCUACGACGGCCAAAUGAAGGACACUAGCUCUCUGAAGGCCUGCAUGAAUACCAACGCGGCCUAUGAUGGUCUGAAGCAUCCCUGCAAGGAAGUUGAGGGGAAGUUCAUGCCAGAUCUCAAGUACCGCUACCUCUCAGAGGAUAUCCCCACAGGACUGUGCUUUGCGAAAGGCUUGGCAGAAAUUCUGGAGCUGAGCACUCCGCAGAUUGACAAGGCUAACUCCUCAGGCAUCAAGACAUGGCAAGACAUGUCGGUCUGUUUAAGUGAAGAAUGUAGGACGUUGUCCACUAUCUUCUCCAGGAAGAGCGGAAACAUGUGCACUGUAGUACUCCAAGGAUGCGAGACAGCACGCGCUUGCAACAAUGCAAAAACAGAUAAAAACAGAUGCAAAAAUCCCCACCUAGUGCAUUGUGUGGAACUAUUUUGCUGCUGCCUUUCCAAUCUGAUAAACAGACAAGUAAACAAGCCCUGCGACCUUGUAAAGACUCAGAAACGUGACAGGUGCAAAUCAGAAUUAUGCCAGGUUUUUGAAGUUUUCCUUUUUCUAUAUUUGUCGAACUUUCAACAAUACAUGAUUGCGUUCAAGAUGUUUUGGGAACAAAGGCAAAAACACCCACUGUACCAAGUAACGUUUGCAGCUCCAACCUUUCAUCCGAGGUGA
Molecule: messenger RNA, 1500 nt
Organism: Cladocopium goreaui
Lineage: Eukaryota; Dinophyceae; Suessiales; Symbiodiniaceae
Source: the annotation of a GenBank genome assembly